AGCGGUACCACCCACCCCCCUUCUUCCACCAAGUUAGAAGUUUAGUAGCACUUCUGAACUUGCCAAAAUGGCACUGGCAGACGACAGCGGUUACGAGUCGGUGAUCUGUGUAAAGCCAGAGGUUCAUGUAUACAAGAUCCCACCCCGCGCCACUAAUCGUGGAUAUAGAGCUGCUGACUGGAAACUAGAUGAGCCAGCAUGGACCGGCAGAAUGAAGAUCAUCUCCAUAGGAAAGCUUGUCUAUAUCAGACUACAGGACAAGAACUCGGGAGAGUUGUUUGCCCAAGCCCCAGUGGAGCAGUAUCCUGGAUGUGCAGUGGAGGCCGUCACAGAUUCCAGCAGAUAUUUUGUGGUGCGAAUAGAGGAUGGCAGUGGACGACAUGCAUUUAUUGGCUUGGGGUUUUCUGAUCGUGGGGACUCCUUUGACUUCAACGUGGCUCUUCAAGACCACUUCAAGUGGGUGAAGCAGGAAGGUGAGCUGGCUAAAGAGGAAGCAUCUCAGAGCAAAGCCCCGAAACUGGACCUAGGCUUUAAAGAGGGCCAGACUAUCAAGAUCAGCAUUGGGAACAUAAAGAAGAAGGAUCCAGGCACCAAGCCUCGGCCGAUGGGGAGCGGUCUCCUUCCCCCACCAAUGGCUAAGGGUGCAGUCCAUGUUCCUCCUCCUGGAGGUCAGCAAGCACCCCCGUCGGCACAGUCCAAAACAGCUCCUCUUUUAGAUUUCGGGGGCCCAGUCCCUGCAGCUCCACCUCUCGCAGACAUGUGGGGAGACUUCACAGCGGCUGGCGCCAGCUCCAGUCAAGACACUGCUAAAGGAUGGGUGCAGUUUUAGCUGCGAUGUGGACCACACAUGCACACACUCUCACUCACUCUCAGGCUUCUUACAUUCCCUGGACAGAAUGAUUGUGACAACAGAAAUGAGAGGUGGGGAAGCUGUCAGCUGACAUGUUGCUUGAUACAAAUGAUGCUCUACAUUACAUGCAUUAUUUGCAUACUUAGAUGUAUAGAUUGAAACUCUCACAGGUCUGAGACCAGCACAUUCUUUGUUAAAUACAAAGGCAAUAUUUCUAUACUAUGAUAUUUUAACUAUGCAAGUGACAUUGAUUAAGUAUUGAUACCUCUAUUGUGGUCACUCUGACCAGAUGAAAAUUAUGUGCAUUCCAUGUUGAUAACAUUUUGAGGUGGUCUCUUCAUCGCCUCUGUAUGUCAAUCCCUAAUUUCUCUACAUUUUUACACUAAUCUGGAUGUCAACUCUUGACGUUUGCUUAUCUGUACUGUCUCCUUUGACCCAUUACUUCUCAGUCCUGUCCAGCACCAUUCAUCAUCUCAUUGAGUAAUUCUGCAUCUUUAGGUGUAGAGUAUUUGUAUGCCUUAGUUUUGUUUGCGAGGGUGAAUCAUAUUAUUUUUUUUGUUUUAUGUUCAAGUAUAAUCUUUGUCCCUUUUGUAUUUAUUGUAGAGAAUAUGAAGGACAGGUGUGUUGAAGUCAGGUUUGUUCUCAAUUCAGAAUUGUUUGGAGUGGUUAGAGCAUAUGACCAGUCGACAAAGUGUUUAGAUCAAAUCACCAAGGUGAAAGACCUGCCCUUGAGCAAGACCGUUUACCCUAAUUCCUCCUGUAAGUCCGUUUGGAUAAGAGCGUCUGCUAAAUGACUAAAAAUUGAAUGCUUUUAAAUUAAUUCUUUCAUUUUGAUUGAAGUAGUGAAAAAUAAUACAUUGACAUUUGAAUAAAUGAAUUCGAUAUAAAAAUAUAGUUAUUAUAUUGACACAGUAUAUAUGGGAAAUAAUGUGCAGUAUUUUUGCUAAAUAUAUGUGCAUGAGCAUCUGAUGGCACAAUGGUAUCUUAAGAGCAUCUGCUAGAUUAACGAAAUAUGUCAAAUCAAAAUGUUCGAACCAUGAAGACUUAUACAGAAUGACUUACAAUCAGUGCUGGCUAUUUGCAAAUAUUUUGACAAUUAAUGAAUUAAUCACAUUUUGUUGAAUAUCCAGAAUACUAAAGUUCUCAAACUUUACAUCUUGUGGGCUUUGGCCGAUUACAUAUGAAUUAACUCAUUAACUGAAUGAGAGUCAAUUUCAAAAUUCUGAAUUGAGUACAACUUUGGUGUGAGUGUCUGGCUAUCAGUUCACAUGAUUGGAAGUUGACUCUGUUUCAGAGUUUGUACCUCCCUCUAAACUGGCCUCUUGGCUAAGACAAAGUACAUCUGAUAUCUUACACCUUCAGUAUAGGAGCCUGUGCAAAUAAGACAACAUCGACAUUGUUUAAGAAGUUUGGUAGAAGGGACUUUAUUUUUAUUUUUCAUGUUUGUCUUUUUUAUUGUUUAUAUACUAUAAAUCUUUAGCUAUUUUCCUGUCCAGUUUGGUGGAUUUUAAUUUACCUUAGUAGUGCCUUUCAGUAAAUGGAGUUAUUGGGGUUUUUGGCUUUAUUUUGCAAAAGAUAUUUGCUCCAAGUGCCUUUUACGCAAAUCAAAAUCACCUGUAUAGAAUGUAAAGCAACAAUUUAUUGUAAAUAAAAACUUCAGUUAUUUCACUGUU
Molecule: messenger RNA, 2523 nt
Organism: Esox lucius (northern pike)
Lineage: Eukaryota; Metazoa; Chordata; Actinopteri; Esociformes; Esocidae
Gene: necap2
Product: NECAP endocytosis associated 2
Exons: 8
Coding region: 68-829 (253 amino acids)
Biological process (GO): endocytosis
Cellular component (GO): clathrin vesicle coat; membrane
Source: RefSeq, a predicted model, not a curated record